This is a messenger RNA of Colletotrichum karsti, 1251 nucleotides long. RefSeq lists its product as uncharacterized. The record is from RefSeq and is a predicted model, not a curated record. Bases 1 to 1251 code for a protein of 416 amino acids. The transcript has 2 exons. Lineage: Eukaryota; Fungi; Ascomycota; Sordariomycetes; Glomerellales; Glomerellaceae.
AUGCCCAAAUCCCCGCUCUCCCCCUCCGCCAUGAUGCUGGCAGGCCGCAUGCCCGUCAUAGCCGAAGACGACUCCCUCCCCGCCGUCGUCCACCCCUCCGACGCACCGGGCCUGCCCCCUCCACCACCGCCCUCCCGGACCACGAAGCCGAAGACGUGGGCCCGCUCGCCCAUUAGCAGGCCCAUAUACCCGUACCCCUCGUACCCGCCCCCGGCCUACAACCCCUCGUCCCACUCCUCCCACGCCCGCAACCUGUCUCGCAGCUCGUCCCGGUCCAGCUCGCGGAGCACGGUGAGCACGCGCAGCCUGAUGAGCAGCAGCAGCCGCAGCCGGGGGAGUCCGCCGGGGAGCCGUCCGGGCUCCGGGACCUCGACGCCCAGGAGCUCGUAUUACAAGGCCGGGGCCCGGCAUUCGGGGCUCGUGCCCAUCACGACGCCCGUCGGGCCGGUUGAGGACGACAAGAGCGGGGAGAAGGCGAAGGAGGCGAGGAGGAGAAGGAGGCGGUGGUAUACGAUUGUCGGGAUGAUUGUAGUUAUUGGCCUGGUCGUGGGGUUGGCGGUAGGCUUCACUACCGGAACCCAUAAACAAAAUCCAACCACACCCCAACUCCCACCAAACCUCCCCUCCAUCUUCCCGGCGGGCUCCUUCGCCUUCACCACGGCCCUGACGUCCGCCCCGACGAACUGUACCUCCAACCCGUCCACCUGGCGCUGCUUCCCCUACACGACCUACGCCCAGUCUUCCGCGGGCGGUGGUUCCCCCAACGCCUCCCUCGCCACCUUCUUCUGGACCAUCGCCCCGCGCAACUCGUACACCUACCAGGUCUCCUCGUCCCCGAACCCCUUCGCCCCGCAGUUCGCGAACCUCACCACGACGCUGCUCGACGGCAACUCGUACAACGAGCGCCUCGUCUUCAACUUCUCCCUGCCCAAGACGGUCGUCCCCUCGGCGGCCAUCGCGGCGGACGACAGGGCCGCCUCGUGCGUGUGGGCCGGCACGGCGUUCAGCGCGACGCUGUGGACGAGGCGGAGCGCGAGUGUUGGUGGAGGUGCUGCUGCCGCGGCCAAGGAGGGGAACGCGACGCUCGUCUCGGACGGGAGUAAGUGGGCGGAUUGGCCCGGCCAGGUCGAGGUCGUGCAGGUCGCGAGCGGGGGGCCGGAGUGUAAGGAUUCCGAGGGGGCGGCGGUCCCGGUUGCGGCUGGGGAUGGGGAGUGUGAGUGUCACUAUGCCAAUUUUGGGCUGGGCGGGUGA